AUGGCCAAGGACCGCUCCCUGGGCAAGAACGUGCAAGCCCAGGCGCGCAUCGCCGCCCACUACAAGAUCGGCGCUACCAUCCUGCAGGAGAUAGUGCGGCUGCAGAAGGCGGAGGGGCAGGGUGCGCUGGGAGCCAACUAUGCGCGCACGGCCAUCCGGUGCAACAUGGAGGUGCACAACUUCGCCUACUCCAACCGCCUCCUCCACGCCCUCCUCGCCAAGGCGCCCCCCAUCAAGCAGGCCGAGCUCCGCGCCCUUGCCACCAUCAACCGUUCCGAGGACCCGUCUCGCUUCUGUGCAGCAUGGCUGGCACUGCUGCCCACCAUUGGCCACGACGUGAGCGACACCUGCAAUGCGUGCUUCGCUGCCCUCGCCACCCCUGGCUGCCCCAUCUGCAGCAUGGGCACUGUCAGGCGCUUUGACAAGGCGAGAGCGGGUGCUGCUGGUGCAGGGGGGGGUGGUGCAGCAGGGAAGGCUGCUGCUGCAGGUGGGCAGGCAGGCAGAGGGGAGGGUGGUUGCCCCGUCACCCCUUAG
This is a messenger RNA of Closterium sp. Naga37s-1, 534 nucleotides long. Lineage: Eukaryota; Viridiplantae; Streptophyta; Zygnematophyceae; Desmidiales; Closteriaceae. The record is from the annotation of a GenBank genome assembly.